This is a messenger RNA of Solanum lycopersicum (tomato), 4596 nucleotides long. RefSeq lists its product as uncharacterized. The record is from RefSeq and is a predicted model, not a curated record. Lineage: Eukaryota; Viridiplantae; Streptophyta; Magnoliopsida; Solanales; Solanaceae. Gene Ontology annotation, molecular function: RNA-DNA hybrid ribonuclease activity; nucleic acid binding.
AUGGGAUAUAUUGGUGAGGACAUAACAGAUGGGAGGUGGCAAAAAAUUGAGUAUGAUAGCAUCCCACAUUACUGUUUCUAUUGCAAGCAUCAAGGGCACCAAGAACUUGACUGUAUUAUUAAGAAAAGGGAUGCAGAAAAUAAACAAAGAAAAGAGUUGGAGAAGAACAGGCAAGACACCACUUUCAAGAAAAAUGAGGAUAUGCAAAUUCCUAAGAAUCUGGAUAUAGGAAGAAGGGAGGUAGACCAUAACCAACAAAGGCAACAAAUAAAGGAGAAUCAAUCCCAAAGGCUGCAAGAAGAAUGGCAAACUCAAAGAAGAAGGAAUAACAAUCAGCAAGUCAGAUUUCAUAUUGACAAAACUGCUGUUCCACAGCUUCAGAGUCAAACAAGUAUGGUUCCUAUCCCUACACAAAAUACAUAUAUUAACUUAGAAUUGCAGGAAGGUACAGAUGAUAGAAGAGGAGUGGAAGCACAAACUGAACAUAUACAAAACCAAAGGCCUCAGAAUAUAGAUGCUUCAAACAGGGCAUCACAAAGCCAAGCACAUAAUGUAGGAAUUCAAGAUCAUAGAGAUCAAAGAAAUACACAACAAAGAAGAGGCAAUCAGGAGCAUAGGAAGGAACAAAUUGGUUAUCAACAAGAGAAUAUAACCAGCUCAGGUAUUGACUCAAUGCUCCCCACCCCUGCACCCCUAAAUACUGCUGAUAAUCCUGCUGCUAUAGCUGUUGGAGGUAUGGAUGGAAGUGGUCAGGAGAAUAGUAGUUUUGUUAAUUCUAGUAGCUCUAAAGGAAAAGGUAAUAUGGGUGAUCAGAGGGUUACCCUUGAUGAAUAUAAGGAACCUGACUCUGAGGAUGAGUAUGAUGCUGAUACUCAAUCCUUAGGGGAAGGUAGAGAUCCAGGGGAGAAUAUAGGUACUUCUUACCAAGUUCAAAAAGGUCCUCUGUUACAUACCUCUAAUGUGGAUGAAAUUAGGGAAGUUACUGGCAAACAGGGCCUUUCUCCUAGAGAAUCUUAUAGAAUGCAGCUGAUGAUGAAUUAUGGUUAUAGUAAUCCAAAUAACAAAAUUUGGUUAUUUUGGUCAAAUGAGGUAACUUGUAGCAUUUUGGAAAGUGAUGAUCAGCAAAUUACCUGUGAAAUCAAUCAUGAGGAGUGUUGUGAAAAGUUUAUUAUUACUUUUGUGUAUGCUAAGUGUAAGGACCAAUUGAGAAAGCCUCUGUGGGAGAGUAUGCUUAAAAGGUCAAACACUAGUUAUCCUUGGUGCACUAUUGGGGAUUUCAAUGUGAUAUCUUCCACUCAGGAGAAACUGGGAGGUAGAGAAUACAAUAUUAACAAAAGCCUGGAGUUUAUCAGUGUUAUAGAAGCUAGUGGUUUGGUGGAUAUAGGGUACAAUGGCCAGCAUUAUACAUGGUGUAAUCACAAAAAGAAUGGUGAUAGAGUGUGGAAAAGAUUGGAUAGGGGUAUGGUUAAUGAUAUCUGGUUAGACAAAAUGCCUUCAAGUAGUAUUACUCAUCUUCCAUCAGUUGGUUCAGAUCAUUGUCCAUUAUUGUUGGAAAUGAAUAAUACUCAGUCUACUGUUAUAAAAUAUUUUAAGUUCCUCAAUUAUUGGACUGAGAAUGAUUCUUUCUUAUCAACUGUGGAGAAUUGUUGGAAAAGACAGGUUAAGGGUGAGCCUAUGUGGAUUUUACAUACAAAGUUUAGAAGAUUAACAAAAACUCUUAGGUGUUGGUCAAAAAAUGAAUAUGGUGAUGUAUUUGAAAGGGUGAAACAGUAUGAGGAAGUGGUUAAAAGAGCUGAAGAAGAUUUGAUCAAGGAGAAUAGUACUGAAAAUAGAGAAAAGCUUAGUGAAGCUAAUGCAAAUUACAUUAAGUAUUUGAAAUUGGAACAUACUAUCCUCCAACAGAAAACUCAGUUACAGUGGUUGAAAGAGGGGGAUGUAAAUUCUAAGUAUUUUCAUGUUGUGAUCAGAGGUAGAAGGAAUAAGAUGAUUAUUUAUAAAAUUAUGAAUGAUAGUGGAGUAUGGAUUCAAGGUGAAGAUAAUGUGGCUAAGGAAGCUUGUGAUUAUUAUCAAAACAUGUUUACUGGAAAAUCUGAGAAGAUUAAGGAAGAGUUGUUACAAAAUAUUCCUGAGUUGAUUACUUUAGAACAGAAUUCUGAUUUGGACAAAUUGCCUACUGUGGAGGAGCUGAAAAAUACUAUAAUGAGUAUGAACCCCAACUCUGCCCCAGGACCUGAUGGUAUUGGUGGUAAGUUUUACCAAGAGUGUUUUGAUAUUAUUCAAGAGGAUAUGUUGGCUGCAGUAAACUCUUUUUUCAGUGGGAAUAUUAUGCCUAGAUAUAUGACUCAUGCUUGCCUAGUGUUGCUUCUUAAGAUCAAUCAUCCCAAUCAGCUCAAAGAUUAUAGACUUAUGAGCCUUAGUAAUUUUACUAAUAAAAUCAUUUCCAAAAUUCUAAGUACCAGGUUGGCUUCUAUUUUACCUAACAUUAUUUCAACCAAUCAGUAUGGAUUUGUUAAAGGAAGGAGAAUUUCAGAAAAUAUUUUGUUGGCACAAGAGGUUAUACAUGGGAUGAAAAUGCCUAAAGAGGGUAGGAAUACAGUCAUCAAAUUGGAUAUGGUCAAAGCAUAUGACAGAGUUUCAUGGGCAUAUACUUGUAUAGUAUUAAGAAAAAUGGGAUUUAGUGAAAUAUUUAUUGAUAGAGCUUGGAGGAUUAUGAGUAAUAAUUGGUAUUCUGUUGUUAUUAAUGGCAAGAGACAUGGAUUUUUUCAUUCUACAAGGGGUCUUAAGCAAGGAGACCCUCUUUCUCCAGCUCUUUUUAUUAUUGGUGCUGAAGUUUUUUCAAGGAACCUUAACUUACUUUAUCAGAAUCAGUUAUAUAGAGGUUUCAGCAUGGAGAAGAAUGGGCCUCAAACCAAUCAUCUUAGUUUUGCUGAUGAUUGUAUUAUUUUUACCUCUACUGAUAGAAGAUCUUUAACUCUAAUAAUGAGGAUUAUUGAUGAUUAUGAAAGAGUGUUUGAUCAAAAAGUGAAUAAGGAUAAAAGUUUCUUUAUGGUCACACGUAAGACUAGUCAUGAAAUUAUUGAGGAUAUCAAGGUGGUAACUGGUUUUGGUAUGAAGAACAGCCCUAUAAAUUACUUAGGAUGCCCUUUAUACAUUGGUGGGCAAAGAAUCAUUUAUUUUUCAGAGGUGGUGGAGAAGGUGAUAAAGAGGAUUUCAGGCUGGCAAUCAAAAAUUUUAAACUUUGGAGGGAAAGUAACUCUUGUAAAGCAUGUACUGCAAGCUAUGCCUAUUCACACACUAGCUGUUAUGUCUCCUCCAAAGACUACACUAAACUACAUUAAAAGAGCUAUUGCAGACUUCUUCUGGGGGGUGGAUAAGGAUGGUAAAAAGUAUCACUGGGCUUCUUGGGAUACUUUGGCCUAUCCAACUAAUGAGGGUGGUAUUGGAGUGAGAUUGCUAGAUGAUAUUUGUAAAGCAUUUCAGUAUAAACAUUGGUGGGAAUUCAGAACAAAGAAAUCCUUGUGGAGUCAAUUUUUAAAGGCCAAGUAUUGUCAAAGAGCUAAUCCAGUAGCUAAAAAGUAUGACACAGGUGAUUCUUUGGUAUGGAGGUACUUAACAAGGAAUAGAUCAGAAAUGGAAGCAUAUAUUAGAUGGAACAUUAAUUCAGGAACUUCCAAAUUCUGGUGGGAUAACUGGCUAGGAAAUGGUGCUAUUGCCAAUUACUGUGACAAUGUUUCAAGCCUGAAUAACAGGGUGUUAGCUGACUUCUUAAUUGAUGCUUCAGCAUGGGAAGUUAUUAGAAAGAAGAAGAGUGUUAAUCCUAUUAACAAUAUCAUUUGGCAUAAUCAGAUUCCCUUUAAGGUUGCCUUCUUUAUUUGGAGAGCAUUAAGGGGUAAAUUGCCAACUAAUGAAGGUGUACAUAGAUUUGGUAUUGCUGCAGAAGAUUGCUACUGUUGUUAUCAGCAAGGAAAAGAUGACAUUAACCACAUAUUACUUACAAGAAAUUUCGCCAACUACAUUUGGAAAUAUCAUGCAGCUAUACUAGGUGUAACACAAUUAUAUACAAAUAUCAGAAGUCAGCUCAUGCAUUGGAGGAAUCAGCACACUAUUAAUGAGGUACAUAAACUUAUUAUGCAAAUUUUGCCUAACUACAUUUGUUGGAAUCUUUGGAAAAAUAGGUGUGGUGUGAAAUAUGGUCAUAAAACAUCAAGUAUCAAAAGAGUACAGUAUGGUAUAUUUAAGGAUAUUAUGCAGGUUAUUAGACUGGUAUAUCCUAUUAUACCAUGGCAGUCUAGCUUGUAUCACUUGAUCAAAACAGCUGAGCAUUGUCAUCAGCAGUAUAAAAUAAUUAUGGUAAGUUGGCAAAAACCUAAGGAAGGUAUUUAUAAAUUAAAUACUGAUGGAAGUGCUAUACAAGACACUGGAAAGAUUGGUGGUGGAGGUAUUCUUAGAGAUCACACAGGUAAAAUUAUUUAUGCUUUUUCAGUUCCUCUUGAUUUUGGUACUAACAACAUGGCAGAGUUAAAGGCAGCAGCUUAUGGACUUGAGUGGUGUCAACAACAUGGCUACAAAAGAAUAGCUUUGGAGGUGGAUUCAUAA